This is a messenger RNA of Klebsormidium nitens, 411 nucleotides long. The record is from the annotation of a GenBank genome assembly. Lineage: Eukaryota; Viridiplantae; Streptophyta; Klebsormidiophyceae; Klebsormidiales; Klebsormidiaceae.
AUGCUGGUGUUGAGCAACGGAUGGUCCGUCGACAGCGUUGAGACAUCUCCUGUUCUGCGCGCCCUCAUUGGCAAGUCGUGCAUGCACCAGGCGGGGCGGACUGCUCAAUCGGGCCCCCCGGGGCGGUGCUUCAUGCUGCUGUGGUGGGCGAAGGGGCUGCUCCACACUACUGCCCAACUACUGCUGCCUGCUCGCCCUGCGUCCGUACUGCAGCCGUGCACGCCCCAUCUGAAGGUGGGUUCAGCCCCGUUUCUGGCCACUUCGUCUGAGGUGUGCCAACACUGGCGGUUCUCUUCCCUCGGCUACCUCUUCCACGAGGUCAACAUCUCGGGUUGCGACAAACAAGCUCAGCCGCCAACAAAGUGCGCGGCUCAAUCGUGUUGCUUCUGCUUAUUUCGCUGUUUGUUUUAG